Molecule: messenger RNA, 6147 nt
Organism: Closterium sp. NIES-65
Lineage: Eukaryota; Viridiplantae; Streptophyta; Zygnematophyceae; Desmidiales; Closteriaceae
Source: the annotation of a GenBank genome assembly
AUGUGGACGGGACGUGGACGUGGACGUGGACGUGGACGGGACGUGGACGUGGACAUGGACGUGGACGUGGACAUGGACUUGGACGUGGACGUGGACGUGGACGUGGACAUGGACCUGGACGUGGACGUGGACGUGGACUUGGACGUGGACGUGGACGUGGACGUGGACAUGGACGUGGACGUGGACGUGGAGGUGGACGUGGACGUGGACGUGGACGUGGACGUGGACAUGGACGUGGAGGACUUGGACGUGGACAUGGACGUGGACAUGGACGUGGACGUGGACGUGGACGUGGACGUGGACAUGGACGUGGACAAGGACGUGGUCGUGGACGUGUACGUGGACGUGGACGUGGACGUGGACAUCGACGUGGACGUGGACGUGGACGUGGACGUGGUCGUGGACGUGGACGUGGACAUGGACGUGGACGUCGACGUGGACGUGGUCGUGGACGUGGACGUGGACAUGGACGUGGACGUGGACAUGGACGUGGACGUGGACGUGGACGUGGACCUGGACGUGGACGUGGACGUGGACGUGGACGUGGUCUUGGACGUGGACGUGGACGUGGACGUGGACAUGGACGUAGUCGUAGACGUGGACGUGGACGUGGACGUGGACGUGGACGUGGACGUGGACGUGGUCGUGGACGUGGACGUGGUCGUGGACGUGGACGUGGACGUGGACGUGGACCUAGACGUGGACGUGGACGUGGACGUGGACGUAGACAUGGAAUUGGACGUGGACAUGGACGUGGACGUGGACGUGGUCGUGGACGUGGACGUGGACGUGGUCCUGGUCGUGGACGUGGUCGUAGACGUGGACGUGGUCGUCCACGACGUGGACUUGCACGUGGACGUGGACGUGGACGUGGACGUGGUCGUGGACGUGGACGUGGACAUGGACCUGGACGUGGACGUGGACGUGGACGUGGACGUGGACGUGGACGUGGAUGUGGUCGUGGACGUGGACGUGGACAUGGACAUGGACGUGGACGUGGACGUGGACGUUGAUGUGGACGUGGACGUUGACGUGGACGUGGACGUGGACGUGGACGUGGACGUGGACGUGGACGUGGACGUGGAUGUGGACGUGGAUGUGGACGUGGACGUGGACGUGGACAUGGACAUGGACGUGGACAUGGACGUGGACGUGGACAUGGAGGUGGACGUUCACGUGGUUGUGGACGUGGACGUUAACGUGGACGUGGACGUGGACGUGGACGUGGACAAGGACAUGGUCGUGGACGUGGACGUGGACAAGGACAUGGUCGUGGACGUGGACGUGGACGUGGACGUGGACAUCGACGUGGACGUGGACGUGGACGUGGUCGUGGACGUGGACGUGGACAUGGACGUGGACGUCGACGUGGACGUGGUCGUGGACGUGGACGUGGACAUGGACGUGGACGUGGACGUGGACGUGGACAUGGACGUGGACGUGGACGUGGACAUGGUCGUGGACGUGGACGUGGACGUGGACGUGGACGUGGACGUGGACAUGGACGUGGACAAGGACAUGGUCGUGGACGUGGACGUGGACGUCGACGUGGACGUGGACGUGGAUGUGGACGUGGACGUGGACGUGGACGUGGACGUGGACAUGGUCGUGGACGUGGACGUAGUCGUGGACGUGGAGGUGGACGUGGACGUGGACAUGGACGUGGACGUGGACGUGGACGUGGUCGUGGACGUAGACAUGGUCGUGGACGUGGACGUGGACGUGGACAUGGACGUGGACGUGGACAAGGUCGUGGUCGUGGACGUGGACGUGGACGUGGACGUGGACGUGGUCGUGGACGUGGACGUGUACGUGGACGUGGACGUGGACGUGGACGUGGACGUGGACGUGGUCGUGGACGUGGAGGACUUGGACGUGGACAUGGACGUGGACGUGGACGUGGUCGUGGACGUGGACGUGGACGUGGUCCUGGUCGUGGACGUGGUCGUAGACGUGGACGUGGUCGUCCACGACAUGGACUUGCACGUGGACGUGGACGUGGACGUGGACGUGGACAUGGACGUGGACGUGGACGUGGACGUGGACGUGGACGUGGACAUGGUCGUGCACGUGGACGUGGACUUGGACGUGGACAUGGACGUGGACGUGGACGUGGACGUGGACGUGGACGUGGACGUGGUUGUGGACGUGGACAUGGACCUGGACAUGGACGUGGACGUGGACAUGGACGUGGACAUGGACGUGGAUAUGGACGUGGGCGUGGACAUGGACGUGGACGUGAACGAGGACAUGGACAUGGACAUGGACGUGGACAUGGACAUGGACGUGGACAUGGACGUGGACAGGGACGUGCACGUGGACGUGGACGUGGACGUGGACAUGGACGUGGACGUGGACGUGGACGUGGACAUGUAUGUGGACGUGGACGUGGACAUGGACGUGGACGUGGAAGUCUUGGACGUGGACAUGGACGAGGACGUGGACGUGGACGUGGACGUGGACAUGGUCGUGGACGUAGACGUGGACGUGGACUUGGACGUGGACAUGGACGUGGACGUGGACGUGGACGUGGACGUGGACAUGGACGUGGACAUGGACGUGGACGUGGACGUGGACGUGGACGUGGUCGUGGACGUGGACGUGGACGUGGACGUGGACGUGGACAUGGACGUGGACGUGGACGUGGACGUGGAGGUGGACGUGGACGUGGAGGUGGACGUGGACGUGGAGGUGGACGUGGACGUGGAAGUGGACGUGGACAUGGACGUGGACGUGGACGUGGACGUGGACGUGGACAUGGACGUGGACAUGGACGUGGACGUGGACGUGGACGUGGAUGUGGACAUGGACGUGGACAUGGUCGUGGACGUGGACGUGGACGUGGACGUGGACAUGGACGUGGACGUGGACAUGGACGUGGACGUGGACGUGGACGUGGACGUGGACGUGGACGUAGACGUGGACAUGGACGUGGACAUGGACGUGGACGUGGACGUGGACGUGGACGUGGACAUGGACGUGGACGUGGACGUGGACGUGGACGUGGACGUGGACGUGAACGUGGACAUGGACAUGGACAUGGACGUGGACAUGGACAUGGACGUGGACAUGGACGUGGACAGGGACGUGCACGUGGACGUGGACGUGGACGUGGACAUGGACGUGGACGUGGACGUGGACGUGGACAUGUAUGUGGACGUGGACGUGGACAUGGACGUGGACGUGGAAGUCUUGGACGUGGACAUGGACGAGGACGUGGACGUGGACGUGGACGUGGACAUGGUCGUGGACGUAGACGUGGACGUGGACUUGGACGUGGACAUGGACGUGGACGUGGACGUGGACGUGGACGUGGACAUGGACGUGGACAUGGACGUGGACGUGGACGUGGACGUGGACGUGUGGACGUGGACGUGGACGUGGACGUGGACGUGGACAUGGACGUGGACGUGGACGUGGACGUGGAGGUGGACGUGGACGUGGAGGUGGACGUGGACGUGGAGGUGGACGUGGACGUGGAAGUGGACGUGGACAUGGACGUGGACGUGGACGUGGACGUGGACGUGGACAUGGACGUGGACAUGGACGUGGACGUGGACCGUGGACGUGGAUGUGGACAUGGACGUGGACAUGGUCGUGGACGUGGACGUGGACGUAGACGUGGACGUGGACAUGGACGUGGACGUGGACAUGGACGUGGACGUGGACGUGGACGUGGACGUGGACGUGGACGUAGACGUGGACAUGGACGUGGACAUGGACGUGGACGUGGACGUGGACGUGGACGUGGACAUGGACGUGGACGUGGACGUGGACGUGGACGUGGACGUGGACGUGGACGUGGACGUGGACGUGGACGUGGACGUGGACGUGGACAUGGACGUGGACGUAGACGUAGACGUGGACGUGGACAUGGACGUGGACGUGGACGUGGACAUGGACGUGGACGUGGACGUGGACGUGGACGUGGACAUGGACGUGGACGUGGACGUGGACGUGGACGUGGACGUGGACAUGGUCGUGCACGUGGACGUGGACUUGGACGUGGACAUGGACGUGGACGUGGACGUGGACGUGGACGUGGACGUGGACGUGGUUGUGGACGUGGACAUGGACCUGGACAUGGACGUGGACGUGGACAUGGACGUGGACAUGGACGUGGAUAUGGACGUGGGCGUGGACAUGGACGUGGACGUGAACGUGGACAUGGACAUGGACAUGGACGUGGACAUGGACAUGGACGUGGACAUGGACGUGGACAGGGACGUGCACGUGGACGUGGACGUGGACGUGGACAUGGACGUGGACGUGGACGUGGACGUGGACAUGUAUGUGGACGUGGACGUGGACAUGGACGUGGACGUGGAAGUCUUGGACGUGGACAUGGACGAGGACGUGGACGUGGACGUGGACGUGGACAUGGUCGUGGACGUAGACGUGGACGUGGACUUGGACGUGGACAUGGACGUGGACGUGGACGUGGACGUGGACGUGGACAUGGACGUGGACAUGGACGUGGACGUGGACGUGGACGUGGACGUGGUCGUGGACGUGGACGUGGACGUGGACGUGGACGUGGACAUGGACGUGGACGUGGACGUGGACGUGGAGGUGGACGUGGACGUGGAGGUGGACGUGGACGUGGAGGUGGACGUGGACGUGGAAGUGGACGUGGACAUGGACGUGGACGUGGACGUGGACGUGGACGUGGACAUGGACGUGGACAUGGACGUGGACGUGGACGUGGACGUGGAUGUGGACAUGGACGUGGACAUGGUCGUGGACGUGGACGUGGACGUAGACGUGGACGUGGACAUGGACGUGGACGUGGACAUGGACGUGGACGUGGACGUGGACGUGGACGUGGACGUGGACGUAGACGUGGACAUGGACGUGGACAUGGACGUGGACGUGGACGUGGACGUGGACGUGGACAUGGACGUGGACGUGGACGUGGACGUGGACGUGGACGUGGACGUGGACGUGGACGUGGACGUGGACGUGGACGUGGACAUGGACGUGGACGUAGACGUAGACGUGGACGUGGACAUGGACGUGGACGUGGACGUGGACAUGGACGUGGACGUGGACGUGGACGUGGACGUGGACAUGGACGUGGACAUGGACGUGGACGUGGACGUGGACGUGGACGUGGUCGUGGACGUGGACGUGGACGUGGACUUGGAUGUGGACAUGGACGUGGACGUGGACGUGGACGUGGAGGUGGACGUGGACGUGGAGGUGGACGUGGACGUGGAGGUGGACGUGGACGUGGAAGUGGACGUGGACGUGGAGGUGGACGUGGACGUGGACGUGGACGUGGACAUGGACGUGGACGUGGACGUGGACGUGGACGUGGACAUGGACGUGGACAUGGACGUGGACGUGGACGUGGACGUGGACAUGGACGUGGACGUGGACGUGGACAUGGACGUGGACAUGGACGUGGACGUGGACAUGGACGUGGACGUGGACGUGGACGUGGACGUGGACGUGGACGUGGAUGUGGACAUGGACGUGGACAUGGUCGUGGACGUGGACGUGGACGUAGACGUGGACGUGGACGUGGACGUGGACGUGGACGUGGACGUGGACGUGGACGUAGACGUGGACAUGGACGUGGACAUGGACGUGGACAUGGACGUGGACGUGGACAUGGACGUGGACGUGGACGUGGACGUGGACGUGGACAUGGACGUGGACGUGGACAUGGACGUGGACGUGGACGUGGACGUGGACGUGGACGUGGACGUAGACGUGGACAUGGACGUGGACAUGGACGUGGACGUGGACGUGGACGUGGACAUGGACGUGGACGUAGACGUGGACGUGGACGUGGACAUGGACGUGGACAUGGACGUGGACGUGGACAUGGACGUGGACGUGGACAUGGACGUGGACGUGGACGUGGACGUGGACGUGGACAAGGACCUGGUCAUGGACGUGGACGUGGACGUGGACGUGGACGUGGACAUGGACGUGGACGUGGACGUGGACGUGGUCGUGGACGUGGACGUGGACGUGGACGUGGUCGUGGACGUGGACGUGGAAUGGACGUGGACGUGGACUUGGACAUGGACAUGGACGUGGACGUGGACGUGGACGUGGACGUGGACAUGGUCAUGGACGUGGACGUGGACGUGGACGUGGACAUGGAUGUGGACGUGGACGUGGUCGUGGACGUAG